GAAACUUAAGCAAGUAGAACCAGACUUAUAUCGAUCUUUUGACGUUUUAAGUAAUUUAAAAUAAUUGUUAUUUCAAUUAUUGAGGGAAAAGUUUUGUAUUCUAUGUUUUUCGCAAUCGAAAUUUAAAUAUUGCAAAUGAAAUGCAUAGAUGAAUGCAACUAAUGAAAAUACGUCGAUUAAUCUGUUUUGCAGUAAAAAUUGCAUUUUAUACAUUUUAAUGGUGGGGGUAGAUAACAGAUACUCCCAAAGCCAACCAUUUCUUUCCAUAAUUGGAAGUGACUGAAGACAACCAUUUUUAACGGGAUUUGUGUUCUAUACUUUAUAUGCUUAUGGUCUGCUCAGGAGUGUGUGAUAAUUGAUAAUAAUCAAUAUAUUGUAUAUGGAUACGUGUCAUACACGUGUCUUCCUUUAAAAAGAAUUAGACAUUAAAUUGAAAUUUUGUUAAUUUAUCAACUGAGUAUUUAGUUUACUUAUUACUUAAUUUCACAAUUAAAUACAAUAUGAAAAGUUUAAUAGUGAUAUAUCCUAUUUUAUUUGUAAAUAUUUUUGUCAAGUCUGCAGAAAUUGAUAGUAAGCUUGUAAGAUGUUUGGUUUGUAGAGCAACUAUGAAAGAAAUUGAAGCAGAAUUAGCAAAAAUCGAUCCUUCAAGAGAAAUUGAAAUAGGAAACUAUAGAUUAGAUGCACAGGGAAAUGUAAUUCACAAAAAGAUUCCACUUUCCCAAUCUGAAGUCCAUAUAUCUGAUGUAUUGGAUAAUAUCUGUGAUAGAAUGGCAGAUUAUGUGAGAGCAACAUAUAAAUCAAAUGGUAAAUUAACAAUUUUGAAUCUCAUGACUCCAUCUGGUACUAUGAAUCCUGAAAUGAGUAAGGUUGAUAUUGUCCAGGACGGUGAUUUCAAUAAAAGUUUAAAAUAUUAUUGUGAGGGAGUAGUAGAAGAAUUUGAAGACUCUAUAAUUUCAAUGUUUACCCAAAAAAAGGACAAUAUUAAAAAGCAACUGUGUACAGAUACUGCAAAACUAUGCAAUCCUACGGAUUUUAGUUAUGAAGAUAAUGAAGAUACUGAGCAAGGUGAUGAGAGUGAAGACCAUGAUGAAUUGUAAUAUAGUUAAAGAAAAAUUAUACCUUUAUGUCAAUUUAUUUUUGAUAUUAAAAACUUACUUAAAUAUU
This is a messenger RNA of Megachile rotundata (alfalfa leafcutting bee), 1164 nucleotides long. It is a transcript of the gene sel, whose product is annotated as canopy family protein seele. Lineage: Eukaryota; Metazoa; Arthropoda; Insecta; Hymenoptera; Megachilidae. Gene Ontology annotation, cellular component: endoplasmic reticulum. The record is from RefSeq and is a predicted model, not a curated record.